This is a messenger RNA of Equus caballus (horse), 7717 nucleotides long. It is a transcript of the gene NRG1, whose product is annotated as neuregulin 1. Lineage: Eukaryota; Metazoa; Chordata; Mammalia; Perissodactyla; Equidae. Gene Ontology annotation, molecular function: protein tyrosine kinase activator activity; chemorepellent activity. Gene Ontology annotation, biological process: nervous system development; intracellular signal transduction; activation of transmembrane receptor protein tyrosine kinase activity. The record is from RefSeq and is a predicted model, not a curated record.
GGGGACGGGACGGUUUUCACUAAAGUAAGAAAGGAACGAACCCUAAACUCUAAUGGGAAAACGGCAAACGUUCCUCUCCUUUUCCCAGGUUCCAGAGCCUUAAUUUGGCGGGCAGGUGUCAGAGUUGCAAACUUUUUUCUCCAACUUUUCCCCGCGUCAAAGAGAAGUGACCAGGUCUUCGGGGGCGCUGCCUGGCUGCGGAGGCAAGGGAGGAGCAAAGUCCCUGGGUCCACUCCUGGGUCUUUGAAUCUCCCCGGGCCGCUCGGUUCGCGUCCCGCGGUUGCAGUGGCGGCGGCGGCGUCUCCGCGCAGCUUCCAGCGACCCCUGUCGGGGGUUCCGGCAGCCGCUCCGCUGCGCGCACCGCCCCCCGCCCAGCCGGGCUCGGGGAGGGAAAGGGGCUGCGCCCGGGAGCGCCGAGCCCAGGCUCCUCCCGGUGGCGUGUCCGCGCCUCGGGGUGGGGGUGUGGUGGGGAAGCGGGAGGGGGCGAGGCAAGGGGAGGGUGAGAAGGAGGCGCCAGGCUCAACCUGCGGGCGGGAGGGGGUGGCUGUGGGGCAAUUGAAAAAGAGCCGGCGAGGAGUUCCCCAAAACUUGUCGGAACUCCGGGCUCGCGCGGAGGGCAGGAGCGGAGCGGCGGCGGCUGCCGGGCGAUGGGAGUGCGGGCAGGGCUGUGAUCGCCUCUCCUCCUUCGGGCUGCAAGCGCGCCGGACAGAGGCCACGACAGGAGCCGACAGCAGCGGGAACCCAGGACUUCCCUGAGCGACAGGAGCAGCCCCAGAGUCAGGGCGAUCGCCUGACGGAGCGACCGCCAGUCCCAGGUGGCCCGGACAGCACGCCGCGUCCGCGCCGCUCCCCGCAGGCGACAGGAGACGCCCCCGCGCGGCGCGACUGCUGCAGCCGGGCCGCUCGCUCUCCCCCUCGAGGGACAAACUUUUCCCAAACCCGAUCCAAGCCCUCGCACCAAACUUGUCGCGCGUCGCCUUCGCCGGAGCCGUCGGCGUCGAACGUGCACUUCUCGGGCGAGAUGUCGGAGCGCAAAGAAGGCAGAGGCAAGGGGAAGGGCAAGAAGGAGCGAGGCUCCGGCAGGAAGCCCGCGCCCGCGGAAGGCGGCCCGAGCCCAGCCUUGCCUCCCCGAUUGAAAGAGAUGAAAAGCCAGGAGUCUGUGGCAGGCUCUAAACUAGUGCUUCGGUGUGAGACCAGCUCCGAGUACUCUUCUCUCCGAUUCAAGUGGUUCAAGAAUGGGAAUGAGUUAAACCGAAAGAACAAACCACAAAACAUCAAGAUACAAAAAAAGCCAGGGAAGUCAGAACUUCGCAUUAACAAAGCAUCAGUGACUGAUUCUGGAGAAUACAUGUGCAAAGUGAUCAGCAAAUUGGGAAAUGACAGUGCCUCUGCCAAUAUCACCAUUGUGGAUUCCAAUGAGAUCUUUACUGGCAUGCCAGCCUCAACUGAAACAGCAUAUGUGUCUUCAGAGUCUCCCAUUAGAAUAUCAGUAUCAACAGAAGGAGCAAAUACGUCUUCAUCCACAUCUACGUCUACAACCGGAACAAGCCAUCUUGUAAAAUGUGCAGAGAAGGAGAAAACUUUCUGUGUGAAUGGAGGCGAGUGCUUCAUGGUGAAAGACCUUUCAAACCCCUCAAGAUACUUGUGCAAGUGCCCAAAUGAGUUUACUGGUGAUCGCUGCCAAAACUACGUAAUGGCCAGCUUCUACAAGCAUCUUGGGAUUGAAUUUAUGGAAGCGGAGGAGCUCUACCAGAAGAGAGUGCUGACCAUCACUGGCAUCUGCAUCGCCCUGCUUGUGGUUGGCAUCAUGUGUGUGGUGGCCUACUGCAAAACCAAGAAACAGCGGAAAAAGCUUCAUGACCGGCUUCGGCAGAGUCUUCGGUCUGAACGGAACAACAUGGUGAACAUAGCUAACGGGCCUCACCACCCUAAUCCACCCCCCGAGAACGUCCAGCUGGUGAAUCAAUACGUAUCUAAAAAUGUCAUCUCUAGUGAGCAUAUUGUUGAGAGAGAAGUGGAGACGUCUUUUUCUACCAGUCACUAUACCUCAACAGCUCAUCAUUCCACUACUGUCACCCAGACUCCUAGUCACAGCUGGAGCAAUGGGCACACUGAAAGCAUCAUUUCGGAAAGCCACUCUGUAAUCAUGAUGUCAUCAGUAGAAAACAGUAGGCACAGCAGCCCAACGGGGGGCCCAAGAGGACGGCUUAAUGGCAUGGGAGGCCCUCGUGAAUGUAACAGCUUCCUCAGGCAUGCCAGAGAAACCCCUGACUCCUACCGAGACUCUCCUCAUAGUGAAAGGUAUGUGUCAGCAAUGACCACCCCGGCUCGUAUGUCACCUGUAGAUUUCCACACGCCAAGCUCCCCCAAAUCACCCCCUUCGGAAAUGUCUCCACCUGUGUCCAGCACGACGGUGUCCAUGCCCUCCAUGGCAGUCAGCCCCUUCGUGGAAGAAGAGAGACCUCUACUUCUCGUGACCCCACCAAGGCUGCGGGAGAAGUAUGACCAUCACCCUCAGCAAUUCAACUCCUUCCACCACAACCCCGCGCAUGAGAGCAACAGCCUGCCCCCUAGCCCCUUGAGGAUAGUGGAGGAUGAGGAGUAUGAAACGACCCAGGAGUACGAGCCAGCUCAAGAGCCUGUUAAGAAACUCACCAAUAGCCGGCGGGCCAAAAGAACCAAGCCCAAUGGCCACAUUGCCAACAGGUUGGAAAUGGACAGCAACACAAGCGCUGAGAGCAGUAACUCAGAGAGUGAAACAGAAGAUGAAAGAGUAGGUGAAGAUACACCUUUCCUGGGCAUACAGAACCCCCUGGCAGCCAGUGUUGAGGCAGCACCUGCCUUCCGCCUGGCUGACAGCAGGACUAACCCAGCAGGCCGCUUCUCUACACAGGAAGAAUUGCAGGCCAGGCUGUCUAGUGUAAUCGCUAACCAAGACCCUAUUGCUGUAUAAAACCUAAAUAAACACAUAGAGUCACCUGUAAAACUUUAUUUUAUAUAAUAAAGUAUUCCACCUUAAAUUAAACAAUUUAUUUUAUUUUAGCAGUUCUGCAAAUAGAAAACAGGAAAAAAAACUUUUAUAAAUUAAAUAUAUGUAUGUAAAAAUGUGUUAUGUGCCAUAUGUAGCAAUUUUUUACAGUAUUUCAAAACAAGAAAGAUAUCAAUGGUGCCUUUCUGUUACGUUAUGUCAAGAGCAAGUUUUGUACAGUUACCGUGUUUGCUUUUCCACAGUAUUUUAGCAAAACCUCCCAUCGAUUCAGUUUUUGCUGGCUUCUUGUGCAUUGCAUUAUGAUGUUGACUGGAUGUAUGAUUUGCAAGACUUGCAACUGUCCGUUUGCUUACAGUAGCCCCCAGUCAGUACAUCCUGUAAUGACACACCCAUCCAAAUACUCUUCUCUUUUGUGUGAAGUUUUCUUUCGCCUUCAGUGUAUGAAAUGAGUUGUGUCUACUCUGCCAGCCAAAGGUUUGCUUCAUUGGGCUCUGAGAUAAUAGUAGAUCCAACAGCAUGCUACUAUUAAUUACAGCAGGAAACUGCAUUAAGUAAUGUUAAAUAUUAGGAAGAAAGUAAUAUCGUGAUUUUUUAAAAACUAUAUUAUUAAUCAGAAGACAGCUUGCUCUCACUAAAAGGAGCUACCAUUUACUUUAUUUUGAUUUAUUUUUCUUGACAAAAAGCAACAGUUUUGGGGAUAGCAUAGAAAAUGGGUUUGGCUUGCUAUGGGGGUAAACCCAACAUCUUAUGAGAGGACUCAAUUUAAUUUUCUCUCCGGGGGAAUGGCACAGCCAGUCAUCUAGGUGAAGAUCAAACCAUGGCUGAAAAAAAGGUGCAAUCAUUCCUGACUUGUGUUUUUCACUGAUUUGGGAGCUCGUGAUUGGUUGUGCCUUCUCAGCUCAAGAACAGACACGUGAUGGCACAAAACCCCAGCUUAAACAGCAUACUCUGCCAUUUGUCUGAAAUAUGUCUAGAGUGAAAUGUGCCUGCUGUCCAUGGUGGUGACUUGUCACAGUAGGGAAAUGUCUCCAUCGUAGAGUGUCUAGAAGUAGUGAAUGAGUAGAAGACACAAGCAGAGAGCAGCUGUGUGACUCGGUUGCAAUUUUAAAUAGUUUUGUUGACCACUCUUUUCUCCUCACUAGUUUUCUCUUAUUUUUCAAUGUUGCCUUGAUUAGGUCAUAACUGUGCAUGAACGUUUCUGGCAGGAACGGCCAACGUGCACCUGAUUUGUGAUUAGUAAGAAAUUUCCACGCGUGAUGAUUCAACAGGAAAUGUCAAUAGUGUAGGAAAGAUUGCACCUUUCCUUGCAGAAAUGACCCCCACCUGUGUCCUGACCAUUCAGUCUGCAGCCUGAAUCACCCAUUUUCCCCCUUUCUUACUUUUUACUUUAUUGCCACAAAACAGGACUAAGAUGGGUCUAAGCUUUGCAUGUUCUCUUGUGAUUGUAAAUCCAAGGAAGGCCUAUAGGUAUUAACAUUUGAAAUAGCUGCUAAUUCAGGAAAAUAAGAGGAUUUUUUUAAAAAUGCAGGACCCAUUCCAUACCCUGCCUGAUAUCUGUCAAAUCAGUCUGGAGCUUUCCUUAGGUUCCCAGUGGCCUCCUAGGAGCCAUGGGACAAACUGGGAAACACAUUAGCAGGGGCUUCAACAUACCAGGCAUGAGGUCAGUGAGAGUAACUGCUUCUUGUUUGCAGGUGAACUGAAUCUAUUUCUUCACCAGAUCUCUCUGUUAAAAUUAAAGGGAAGACAUGAGAUGCAAAGAAGUCUUAAAAGAAAAAUGCAGGCUGGGCAUGAGUCAUGUCAUUAAGCUCCUAACUGUUUCCACAAUCCACAGAGAUGCCUGUCUGCAGGUCCUUGAAGUUACUCUUAGUAUUUGGUAUCCCAAGCUGUCCUUCAUGUUCACAUACCACUUUCUCUGUGCUCGGCAGUGUCCUCAUUUGCUUGUUAACCUACACUGAGGAGCCCCUGUCAGGCUGCACAAGCUGCACUGAUUGCCCAGUUCUGUAGAAAUGAGUAAGCUCAUGGCAGAGAAGAAGACAGUCAACCCAAAGAGAUCCUCUAAGUUAUUCUCAUAUUGCCUUUGAAGGCCUUGACACAGUCUUAGGCUGCUUCAACAAAAAAAUUCCUACUAUUAAUUAAAAGUUUAAAAUUUCUGUUUCAAAUUCUUCAGGCAUUGGACUAUACAAAUGUCCCAUUCUGGAGAAUUUCAGAAAUAAAAAAAUCUUCUGUUGAGAGCAAUGAACAUUUUCCUCAGUAUGAAAAUUGCUUUCAAUUUUCAGGUUGCAAAAAUAUAUGCAAAUUUAGGACAAGAGGAAAUUUUAUCUCCAACUUUCUUCUGGUCAUUCACAGAGGUGUCGUAUUAGUUGGGACAGCUUUUCCAUUCAUAGAACAAGAGAUUCCCUUGAUAGCAAAGGCCAGCUGACUCCUCAUGGCUACCUGCUGUGGCUGCCAGAUUUGUGUUCACAGGGACACCUGUGUGAUGUUCAAUUGCCAUAUUGCUCUCAACCAUCCCUGUUUAUAAACUCAGGCAGUGCAGAGGCAAUUCAAAGAAGGAGAAGGAACCUAUGUUCUCAGCAGAUGGAAAGUUUUCAUGAGUUUUCAGGUAGUAGAAAUUGUCCAGAAGUUUGUCAGCAACUUUGUUUCCUGGGUCUGAAAUCAUAUCCCACUGAGGGGUAUGCAGUGGGGCAUAGUAUAUGCAAAACUCCUUUUUCUCACUUAAGAUUCCUUUUCUGUCCUACUCUCCUUUAUUGCCUGGCAUGCCUUUUUUUUCAAGAGUGAUUGUACAGCCUCUUACUUUCUACAAAAUGACGUUCUGCCUGGGUAUAUGUGAAUGUGUCCCAAAAACCAACAUACCAUAUCUUUCCCGUGUAAGUAUGACUGUCUUGAUAUAAGUGGAGUUUAUCCAGGGUAACUUGCUCGGUAAAUAUUCCUUUUUUUGGCUUGGGUUGAAAGGUGCAUGGCUCACAUUGGUGAAAAUAAGGGAGGCCUGGUUUUACCUUUGAGUACUGGCUGUGUUCCACCAGCCACAGAGAUUUCUAUCCACAAAGACCCAUGAACCACUGCAGAGAAAUGCAGACAAAAAGAAAUGGCCACAUAUCACAAGUUCUAUUAUAUAUUCUUUUGUAAAUACACGUUGUACAUUACUUGGAUGUUUUCCUAAAUCAUUCACUGUCUUUAUGAGUUAAUGUCAGUUUUUUACCCUGUCAACUUACUGUGUAACAUUGUAAAUAACAUAAUGUCCUUUAUUAUUUAUAUUUAAGCAUCUAACAUAGAGUUGUUUUCAUAUAAGUUUAAGAUAAAUGUCAAAAAUAUAUGUUUUUUUGUUUUUCUUUGCUUUAAAAUUAUGUAUCUUUUCCUUUUUCUUUUUUUUUUUAAGAAUAAUUUAUUGUUCAGGAGAAAGAAUGUAUAUGUAAUUGAAACUAUUUGAAGAAUGCACAUUUGAAGGCCGUGAGGUACUGAUAAACUAAAGAAUUUAUUAUCCAAAAUACUAAGCAAUAAGUAAUUGUGAUUUAUUUAAAGUUUUGUUCAUUUUCCAUGAAAGACAUACUGCAAUAAAAACGCUUCUCUGUGGAGACCUGGGAGUGUUGCUCAGCAGACUAAUGAUUCAGUCUGUUAGAGCAGCACCUUUCAUCUUACUGUGACAGCUGUGCUAAUUUCGGAAUGUGUUCGAUGGACCCUAUGAUCAUCUUGUCUGUCUGUUGCUUUUGCCACACUGCCUAUUCUUGAAUAGUCUUCUGCCUACCGAAUCUGCUUACCACUGUAUUCCUUGUUGAAGGGGCCACAACCAAGCCAUAUGAUAUUUUCUGCCCCCUACCCCAUAAAUAACAACAUAUCAGAGAGGACAUUUUAAGGCAUGAUUGCCUGGAUCCUGGUUGUUAACGUGUUCUGUAGUGACAGCAAGGAACCUCUGCAGACUACUGGAAAUGUCAGUGUGGCAAUCCCGUGCAGUCGUGAGAGGAAAACCUGUUGUCAUGAUUCGUGUGGUCUAUGGCUACCAUGGCCUAAAAGGCAGCCAGUGAGAAGCUGGCCGUGCUAAGCUUUCCCAUAGCUUCAGUGAAUUUAUUUUCCAUCAGGCUCAUAAUUCAUUGAUUCACUGUUUUAAGAGAAGAUAAGGCUAACUUGAGUUCUUCCCCUCAUUCUGUCAGUAAAUCAGACUAAAUGCCUAUCUUACUGCUCAGGGAAGGGCCUAUGCAUGAGACAUUUUCCACAUUCUAAGACUUAGUCGUAGAAAUGAGGAUAUUACUUUUCUUAUUGAAAUUAGCCUGAACAAAAGCCAUAUUUUAACACAUAGAUAUUUGCAUGGGUGGUACUUUUUAUAUAUUUCAAGCAUUUUACUCAUUAUUCUAGAUAGGAUAAGAGGUCAGCAAUCCUUUGGGGUUCACAGAGGCCUCCUUUGGAGUUUGAGGGUAAUUUAAGGCUUCUCACCGAAGUCCACCUCCAUGUACGUACAUGAUUCCUAUGACCUAGUGAAGCUCCCUUCGAGUCAUUUCUAAAACAGUCUGGAUGUCUAGGAGGUUCAAAUAGUGGCCUUUGACUGUGAUAUAUGCCUGACUUUUCAAAACUAUUCAGAAUCCUCAUAUUUGUGUCAACUCUGGUUUACGCACACACACACACACACACACACACACACACACACACACAUACACACACACACAGACUCAUAACACAUACUAUCCUGAAGUCACCACACUCUUUCACUUGACCCAUCCAGCCAACCGGCCAUUCAGCAAA